Propithecus coquereli (Coquerel's sifaka) is the source of this 4024-nucleotide messenger RNA. It is a transcript of the gene FGF10, whose product is annotated as fibroblast growth factor 10. Gene Ontology annotation, molecular function: growth factor activity; type 2 fibroblast growth factor receptor binding; chemoattractant activity. Gene Ontology annotation, biological process: wound healing; positive regulation of gene expression; animal organ morphogenesis. NCBI's taxonomy places the organism in Eukaryota, Metazoa, Chordata, Mammalia, Primates, Indriidae. The transcript is spliced from 3 exons. Gene Ontology annotation, cellular component: cytoplasm. The record is from RefSeq and is a predicted model, not a curated record. The coding region runs from base 1083 to 1709 and encodes 208 amino acids.
UUCGGGAAGCAUGAGGAUACAGUUCGCGCCAGUGGCCGGAGCAGCGAGCACAGCACGCUUCGGCAGCAAUUAGCCCGAGCUGCAGGCGCCGGCGGAGGCUGAGGCUGCGGCGGCGGCGAGAAGGGACCCGGCAGCCCCCGAGCUCCGUGCAAAGGCAUCGCGCUCUCUUCUCGCUCCCCUGCUCUCCCCCCUCCCGGCCCCUUCCCUCCUCCCUCUCCCUGGCGUUCCCAGCAGCCGAGGGUUUCAGAUGUCCCACCGCCGUUUGACCCCCUCCCCCCGCUUCUCCACCCCUGCAAAUGAGGUUUGACCAGCAGAGGCAGAGCCCACCUCUGGCUUAGAAUCACUGACAUUUAGACUCCAGGCUUCAACCUGUUUACAAGCGGGCUUUCCAAGGAAGGGGGUGUGGGGGAUAGGGCCAAACAAAACACUAGCCGCCGUCCCCCCAAACAAAAAGUGACUUUCUGGAGGCUUCAAAUCAACAGGCACCACUAAAAAGAGAAAGGAAGAGGGGAAAGAAAACAACGGCGACCGGGCAGCUGCCUCCCGUUCUGACAACUCCAAGGGGACACACUUUUAGAAGUGGCCAGCAGGCUGGGGCUCUGCCGAGAGGGACCAGAAGGUGCCAACCGCAGAGGGGCGCAGAUACCUCCCCCCACCCCCCACCCCACCCCCUUUUGGUUUUGUUCACCGUGCUGUCAUCUGUUUUUCAGACCUUUUUUGCCUCUAACAUGGUGAAGAAAGGAGUGAGAAGAGAACAAAGUAACUCCUGGGGGAGCGAAGAGCGCUGGUGACCACCACCGCCACCACCGCCACCGCAAGCUUCUGCUGCUGCGGCCACCCACGUCCACCAUUCGCCAGCAGACUCGAGAGGCGCAGGCAGCGGAUCCUAGAAAGGAGCGAGGAGAGCCGGCUCUUCCGAGGAGUUAUGGAUGUUGGUGCAUUCACUUCUGGCCAGAUCUGCGCCCAGAGGGAGCUAACCAGCAGCAACCACCUCCAGCUGUUUCCUUGCCUUGCACCAGGUCUUACCCUUCCAGUAUGUUCCUUCUGAUGAGACAAUUUCCAGUGCCGAGAGUUUCAGUACAAUGUGGAAAUGGAUACUGACACAUUGUGCCUCAGCCUUUCCCCACCUGCCGGGCUGCUGCUGCUGCUGCUUCUUGUUGCUGUUCUUGGUGUCUUCCGUCCCUGUCACCUGCCAAGCCCUUGGUCAGGACAUGGUGUCACCAGAAGCCACCAACUCUUCUUCCUCCUCCUUCUCCUCUCCUUCCAGUGCGGGGAGGCAUGUGCGGAGCUACAAUCACCUCCAAGGAGAUGUCCGCUGGAGAAAGCUAUUCUCUUUCACCAAGUACUUUCUCAAGAUUGAGAAGAACGGGAAGGUCAGCGGUACCAAGAAGGAGAACUGCCCGUACAGUAUCCUGGAGAUAACAUCAGUGGAAAUUGGAGUUGUUGCCGUCAAAGCCAUUAACAGCAACUAUUACUUAGCCAUGAACAAGAAGGGGAAACUCUAUGGCUCAAAAGAAUUUAACAAUGACUGUAAGCUGAAGGAGAGGAUAGAGGAAAAUGGAUAUAAUACCUAUGCAUCCUUUAACUGGCAGCACAACGGGAGGCAAAUGUAUGUGGCAUUGAAUGGAAAAGGAGCUCCAAGGAGAGGACAGAAAACACGAAGGAAAAACACCUCAGCUCACUUUCUUCCAAUGGUGGUACACUCAUAGAGGAAGGAAAUGCUUGUGGAUGCAGUAGAACCAAAGGCUCUUUUGCCAGGAAUAGUUGCUGUUCUUCAUGAAGACAGUAGCUCAAAAAGCAAAGACACAUUGCAGAUGUCUGCUUGCUUAAAAAAAAGCAAGCUUUUGAAGGCUUUUGUACUCACUGCUGACAUAUGAUGUUCUUUUAAAUAGUUCUGUGUCAUGCCUUAUAAUCAAGAUACAGGCAGAUCAAAUGGGAUGGAGGUUUUUCCCAAAUGAACAACGUUGUGGCUGGGGUUUUUGUCAAGUUUUUGUUUUCGUGUUUGAACUUCUGAGAUAGAACAUAAAGGACAUGGAACAAUCUGUUGAAUGAUCCUCGGGAAAGUUAUUUAUGGAAUACAGACUCAUAUCAAAGACUUUCAUUGCUCAUUCAAGCCUAAUGAUUCAAUGAGCAGUAAUACACGCAAGCAUUUACUGGAAAGCACUUGGGUCGUAUAUGCACAACCAAAGGAGUUUUGGGUGUGGCAUUAUGAAAGAAUUGGAUAGGAUUAAAAAAUAUAAACAUGUUAGUGUGAAACUGUUCAAACAAUACGAAUAGUAUGGUAUGCUUGUGCAUUCUGCCUUCAUCCCUUUCUAUUUCUUUCUAAGUUAUUUAUUUAAUAGGAUGUUAAAUAUCUUUUGGGGUUUUAAAGAGUAUCCUUAGCAGCUGCCCUCUGAUUUAUCUUUUCCUUUUCUUCAGCACAUCACAUGCACGUCCAUGACAAUGUUUUUAAAACUUAGCAAACACUUCAAAAAUCGGAGAUGAGAUUAGGAAAGCAAUACGAGCGCCCCAUGUCCUGUCAGUUGACUUCAUUUGCACUUCUGCAGUAAGACCCAUCCACAGUAAAUAUGGCAGUGCUGUGCCACGGUUUGAGUGAGAGAUGUCUGCCAUCAUUUAAAAACAUAUAUCACUCCUGAGGCUCCCUUUCCUAAGCAAUAGACCAGAAGGCCAAAUUCUCCUCUUUCAAUACAUCAAUUUGUCUCUAAGAAUACACAAAAAGAAGGAAAAUUAAUUGUUAAAUACAACUUAAUAUCCUAGCCUCAUUAUUUACUAAUGAUUUCUUGCCAUACAUCACAGUGGUAAAUGAUGAAGAGGCCGUCUGGCUAUAUAAGAACCCUUUGUAAGUCCCACAUCAUGCAUCUUCCCUAAAGGAACAAUCAAGGAAUUUGGUAUGAAGUGCAACUCUCCCAGGGGCCUAAACUGAGCAAAUAUAUCCCGGUAUACGUGUAACCAUGUACUAAAACCUGUUCAAGUUGUAUGAUCUACUCUUUACAAAACCAAAUAAAACUUAUUUUCUGUAAAUUUAAAAAGCUUUAGAAGGUUCCAUAUUGUAACCAUAAUGAAAUUUAUUUUGUUAGAGCAGGUAUAGAAAACAGUACAUAAGAGUUUACCAGUCGUCAUCACAUUGUAUUCCACUAAAUAAAUACAUAAGCCUUAUUUGCAGUGUCUGUAGUGAUUUUAAAAAAUGUAGACAAAUAUUAUUUGUUCUAAAUACUUUAAGCGAUAACUAUAAGAGUAUAUUGAUGCUGCAGUUUUAUCCUCAUAUUUCUUGUUUUGAAAAAAGUCUGUUUAUUUUUAUUGUUUGGAUGCAGUAUUUUGGUAUAAGGAAAAGAGUCACUAAAUGUGUCUUUUAACAAAGUUUAACCUCUAGAAAGGCUGGUGUUUUUGAUUCUCUUAUAACUUAUUUGUGUCAAUGCUUAACCAGCACUUCCAGUUAAUCUGUUAUUUAAAAAGUGGCUUUAUUAAGUAAUUUUCCCAUAAAGUCAUCCCAUCAAAGAUCUUAUUUUUCUCAUUCUUCCAAAAGUUGAUAUUUCAAAAGAAAUGCUUUUGAGGCACCGUGUUUUGGCUUAUGGCUUAAGUUGUAUUUCAUGGUACUUUGCUUCCAACUUGCUUUUUGACAAAUGGGAUUCUAAAAAUGUUUAAUUUUUGUGAUUGUAAUCUGGAUGUUAAAAUUUAAUUGGUAACUGAGUCUUAGAGCUGUAAUGUAAUGCAUUCCUAUCAGAACUAGAUAUCUUUUUUCUUUUAUUUUAAAAUAAUAAUUGCACCUGACACAUGAACACGGACCACCCACAACCAAAAUUAAAUGUUUGGUGAGAUAAAUAUAGUAUUGUAUGACCACAGUAACAGCAAAUAGGGCACAAACUGGAUUCUUGUUUCACAUAGCCAUUUAGAUUACCAAAGAGACUAUGUGUAAACAGUCAUCAUUAUGGUACUCAAGACUCUAACAUAGCUUCUAGCAAAAUAUAUCAAAGCUUGCAGAGGCCAAAAAUAGAAAACAUCUCCCUCCCUACCUCCUACAUCCUCC